UCUUUCCUUCUUUAUUUAAUAAUUCAACUUCAAACAACGACACAAACCAACGCUGUUCAUCAACCUUCUCUUCCUAUACUCCAUUUUAUUUUCUCUUCUUCUUCUUCUUCUUCUUCUUCUUCUUCUGGUUUUUCCCAUGCUUUUUGUGUAUCUAUCUUGAGUUUCUGAUGUCUAUACCCUUGGAACAUGAUUACAUAGGCUUAACAGACUCUGAAAUGUCCUCCGACAGACGCAACAAUCCUGGGUUGAACCUUAGGGCCACUGAGCUCAGGCUGGGCCUGCCUGGGUCCGACUCACCGCUCCUCGACGACACUAAUGGAUACCCUCUCAAGACCUCCGUUUCCGGGGCCAAGAGGGGCUUCUCUGUAGCCAUUGAUAGAGCUUCUUCCAACUGGGUUCUGCCUGCCUCUGCCUCUGCCGGAUCUGAACCUGAUUCCACCAAAACUGGGGGAUUGUUUUCUCCCAGAGUAGUUACUGAGAAUAAGACUCAACCACCUGCUUCGCCUGUUUCUGGUGCUAAAGAUGGUAUUUCUACGUUGCCAAAGCCACUGCUCGAGGAAAAGCCGCAGCUUUCUCCCCCUGCAGCCAAGGCACAAGUUGUAGGAUGGCCACCCAUUCGUUCUUUCCGGAAGAAUUCAAUGACAACGCAGCCCCCUAAAAAUACAGAUGAUGCAGACGGUAAGAUGGGAUCGGGUUGCCUUUAUGUGAAGGUAAGUAUGGAUGGCGCACCAUACCUCAGGAAGGUUGAUCUGAAAACCUAUGGAAGCUAUUUGGACCUCUCAUCAGCCCUCGGGAAAAUGUUCAGCAGCUUCACAAUUGGUCAUUGUGGCUCCAAUGGAAUUCCAAAUCGGGAUGUAUUAAACGAGAGUCGAUUGAUGGAUCUGCUCCAUGGCUCUGAAUAUGUACUCACCUAUGAAGAUAAGGAUGGCGACUGGAUGCUCGUUGGUGAUGUUCCAUGGGAGAUGUUCACUGAAUCUUGCACGAGGAUGAGGAUCAUGAAGAGCUCAGAGGCUAUUGGGUUAGCUCCCAGGGCCAUGGAGAAGCGCAGAAACCUUAACUAGCGAACUCGUUUGCUAUCGAUCGGGCACGUUCGAGCAAAUGAUGCUCAAUGAUUGAUGUAACAUGUGUGCUGGAUUUAGAUCGAGCGAGAGAAUCUUUACUGAAUAUUGUUGUUCUUUGUGUAUGAGUUCUAAAUAUUGGAGAGUUGAUGUAUGAAGAUAAGUUCUUUGUUAGCAAAGAUGAUUUUCAAUAGGACGGUUCGGAGUUUCUUAGUUUGCCCCUCCCCCUCUUCUUUGCCAUUUUACUUUGUUUGCUUUACUACACUUUACUUCGUAUUGUAAAUGAUUUGUUUGCUAUGGCAAUGGUAUCCUCACCCUUCA
This is a messenger RNA of Cucurbita maxima (winter squash), 1379 nucleotides long. Its product is annotated as auxin-responsive protein IAA27-like. The coding region runs from base 168 to 1061 and encodes 297 amino acids. Gene Ontology annotation, molecular function: protein binding. Gene Ontology annotation, biological process: regulation of DNA-templated transcription. The record is from RefSeq and is a predicted model, not a curated record. NCBI's taxonomy places the organism in Eukaryota, Viridiplantae, Streptophyta, Magnoliopsida, Cucurbitales, Cucurbitaceae. Gene Ontology annotation, cellular component: nucleus. The transcript is spliced from 5 exons.